UUUUUUAAUUUUCUUUUUUGCAAACCUCAGCUCUCACCUCUUCGGCUCUUCCUCGUUCCACCCUUCUUCUCCCGUUUUUCGCUUUUCACUCUUUUACUCUCUCUCACUCGAUUAGGGUUAGGGUCUUAUGCAAUUCCCCCAAAUUCACUUCUCUUCUCUUCUUUUCCCUCUCUGUAAUGCUUCUUAAUCCUCAGUUUUGACCUCAGACUCGCCAAUGUACGGUCAUUCCCAGCCUAUGAACGUUCAUCAUCAGAUCGCUGCCCCCGCCGCCGAUGACGAAGACGGUGCUGCUGCUGACUCUAUCGACCAUCACCAUAUUCGUUAUGAAGACGGAAACGCUGCUGGUGUUGUCGUGGAGGAUGUAUCUCAUGAUUCAGUAUACGUUCCUGGUAGUGGUACUGGCUCCGAGCUCGCUAUUCAGCGAAGCGAUGUCUCCAGCCAACUCACAUUGACGUUUCGCGGUCAAGUUUAUGUGUUCGAUGCUGUUACUCCUGAUAAGGUUCAAGCAGUGCUAUUACUAUUGGGUGGAUGUGAACUAACUUCAGGUCCGCAUGGUCUAGAAGUAGCACCUCAAAACCAAAGGGGUGCAGUGGUGGAGUAUCCAGGACGAUGUACUCAACCCCAGAGAGCAGCCUCAUUAAAUAGGUUCAGGCAGAAGAGGAAAGAGCGGUGCUUUGAUAAGAAAGUUAGAUACAGCGUACGCCAAGAGGUUGCACUCAGGAUGCAGCGUAAUAAGGGUCAAUUUACUUCUUCCAAGAAGUCAGAUGGAGCAUAUGGUUGGGCUGGUGGUCAGGAUUCAGGACAAGAUGACAGCCAGCAAGAAACCUCGUGUACACAUUGUGGCAUUAGUUCAAAAUCAACCCCAAUGAUGCGGCGUGGUCCGUCAGGCCCAAGGUCACUUUGUAAUGCCUGUGGGCUUUUUUGGGCAAACAGGGGGACUUUAAGAGAUCUAUCCAAGAAAACCCUGGAACAUUCAGCGACUCCAAUUGAACAGGGUGAAGCUGAAGCAAAUGACUCGGACUCUGGAAAUGCCAUGCAGACACAUAACAAUCUUCUUACUUACUAAAUUGGUGAUGAUUCAGCUUUAAUAGCAAGGCGAUAAGUUUCGAAGCUUUGUUUCAAGAAUGGCCACAGCAGCAGUUGGCACCGACUCAAGUUGAAGGUUUUCUAGUAAUUUCUUUCAGCUUGUUCUCUGUAAUGUACAGAUAUUAUAGUGUCAUCAUUAAUACAUGAGGUUGUCUUCCUUCCUUAGGUACUUUACAUGAGAUUACCUCUUGGGGAUUUUAUGCCAGGUGUAUCACAUAAAGCUUCGCUGAUUUAUCAUUGGAAAUUUUAUAUCCCAAAUUUUUUUAAUA
Molecule: messenger RNA, 1355 nt
Organism: Hevea brasiliensis (rubber tree)
Lineage: Eukaryota; Viridiplantae; Streptophyta; Magnoliopsida; Malpighiales; Euphorbiaceae
Product: GATA transcription factor 25
Exons: 7
Coding region: 215-1066 (283 amino acids)
Biological process (GO): regulation of DNA-templated transcription
Molecular function (GO): protein binding; sequence-specific DNA binding; zinc ion binding
Source: RefSeq, a predicted model, not a curated record